This is a messenger RNA of Bactrocera oleae (olive fruit fly), 1008 nucleotides long. Lineage: Eukaryota; Metazoa; Arthropoda; Insecta; Diptera; Tephritidae. The record is from RefSeq and is a predicted model, not a curated record.
UGGCAGUUUGAGAGCAACUGUCAGUGCGACUUAUCAGUAUUUGCAGUUUUAGAGCCACAAAUAACAGCUGUAAGUUAAGCACAGCUGUUUUCUUAUUCAAUCGAGCAUGCAUUGUAACGAAGUGGAUAGUUAUUUGUCUACGUAAUUGUUAAAUAAAGUAGAGAAAUAAUAUCGAAAUGUUUAAACCUUCUAAGCCGCAGAUACUACGCCUUUACAAGCAUCUAAUACGUUACGGUAAUCAAUUGCAACUUACAGACAAAAACUACUUCUUGGGUCGCAUACGACGCGAAUUCAGGGAGGGUCGUGAACUAAACGACCCAGUACAGAUUGCGUUCAAUUUCAAGCGUGGUGAAACGCUUUUGCGAAAAGGGCGCAUCCUUUAGAUUGUUGCUCAACAGUGGCAAUGUUGCAACGACUGAUAGGAAGAGUUGUCGCUCGUCACAAUGCAUUGCCCACCAGUAUAGUAGAGUCUAUAACUUGCUACCGCUGUAAAACAACUAACAGCAAAAUAGACUACUCAAAGUACCCAAAAUUAAAUGAGGAAGAUUUGGAGGAGGACUUCAUGCGCGGUAGUGGGCCAGGUGGGCAAUCGGUAAAUAAAACUUCCAACUGUGUAUUCUUACGUCACAUCCCAACAAACAUAACAAUUAAAUGUCACACACAUCGACUGGCUUCUAAAAACCGCAUAGAAGCGCGAAAACUCUUACUGGAAAAAUUGGAUGUUCAUUUUAAUGGCGAGAACGCAGUGGCAGCACAAUUGAAAAUUCUUGAAUCAAAAAAGUCAGCUGAACGUAAGCGUAGACAGCAAAAAUUAAAUGAAAUGAAAAAGAACUGGAAAGAACGGGAGCAAGCACUUAGUAACAGCGAGUAAAAGGCGUUUAAACGUUAUUCAUUAGUUAAGGUACAAAAAAAAUGUCUGUUAAUUUUUGAUCUUGUCAUUUUUAUAAAUAGGUAAUCUAAGCGUUUGUAUGAAUAAAGCUAAAUCUACCAUGUAGAAAAAUCCCCGAA